AUGUCUUUGGAAGCCGCGCUGGACGAUGAGCGGAAGGAGGUGCUGGCCUUACUCGAAGCCAAUACCCGAGCAAACUCAGGGCGCUCCGGGAGUCCUCAUGUGGGCGGCCGCGCGAUGAGCCCCGGCAUGUCGCCCGUCCGCAGUAUGCUGGAUGUUGGCGGUCCGCACGUAGCAGAUUGGUCGCAUCUUGGGAAGAAGAAGCGGAACAGCAGUCGCGGCAGCAAUCCUUCGUCUCCACCGCCUUCCGCCCGCAGCUUUGGGGGCUCUUCUGUCGACCCGGAAUCGCAAUACCAAUUCUCAAUGCUGCCCACCAUAGAAGCGCACUCUAUGCCCAAGCGCGUGUCGCAAGGCGGCAAGGCGAGCAAUACGGUGAAACCUCGAGCAAUGUCAUCUGUCUUCGGCGACCAAUCUGGGAAGGCAGUGUCGAACAGAGACCGGGAUCGACACGGUUCGUUCAACGGGCCUUACCAGAGCAAGAAGGCCAGUAGCCCUGGACCGGGCCGAUCGCAGUCUCCGGGUGGUCGCAUGCUUAACACAAAUUCUAUGAACUUAAUGGCCUCUCCAAACAAGUAUGUGACCGAUUCUGGCAAAGUCAUCGACAUGUCAUCCGCAUAUCGUAAACUUUCAGAUGCAAAUCUCAGCCGAUCAGGCGGAAGUCUCUCAUCUCUUCCAAAUCGCAAAGGCUCUAGCUCUACCAAGGGACAAAGUCUGGCUCCUGGAGGCGGCGUCCGCUUAGCUACAGACGACUUUGGUGACGACGAGGCUGCAGUCGAAUCCAGUGACAACGAUGACUCUGAAGACUCGGAUGUUGAUGGCUGGGGAGGUGCCAAGAGACGAGGCAGACAACGUCGAAGGAGCGACGGUAGCGAGGGCAAAGGCCCGAAAAGUUUGCUAGCAGCCGCUGAAGAAGAACGCAAAGACGUUUCCUCCUCUCGCAGGGUGCGAUCCAUGUUGGAACCGGACGUAACCAUCACUGGUCCAGACGGUACUCCUUUAGCUGGUGAAAAAAUGUCGAACAAGAAAUCAGGAGUGCACCCGCAUACGAAUUUUGAUCAGGGCGGAUCUGCUGUGUCCACCCCUUACAAUUCAGACACGGAGGCAGACCUGUCUGAGCUCAAGUCGGCUCAGUUGCUGUCCAUGAACAUCUCCCCUAUCCAAUCAAGCCCAGAAGCCCACCGCUGCGUCCGUCAAAUCGUCCGUGGCAAUUAUGGAAAGUUUCUGAGAGAUGCCGAGAACGGUCUGCGACGACAGCGGGUUUACUUGGUAGCAACUGACAUAAGCGAAGAAGCAGCUUAUGCUUUAGAAUGGACGAUAGGGACAGUGCUUCGGGAUGGCGAUACCCUGCUCGCAGUUUAUGCCGUGGACGAGGAGGUUGGUGUUGGGGGAACGGACACCCCCGGGGGCAGCGUUCCUAUGACGGCGCAACAAGAGUCGGAUAGUCUGCUGAAGACGCUCUCAAACCAUCAAGGCUUUGAAGCGGAAGGACCAGGGCCAUCGCCCUUGUCCAAUAGCGUGUCAGCAUCAGAAACAGACACGAAUACCAUGAACAAAGCGGAGAAGGACCGAUACCAGGCGGCUGUUGAAGUGUCCGAUCGCUGCGUCAAACUCCUACGAAAGACCCGCUUGCAAGUUCGGGUGGUAGUGGAAGUAUUUCAUUGCAAGAGUCCUAAACACAUGCUCACAGAAGUGAUCGACUUCCUAGACCCCACAUUGGUGAUCCUGGGGUCUAGAGGGCGCAACGCAUUGAAAGGUGUCCUGCUGGGUUCUUUCAGCAACUACCUUGUGACAAAAUCUUCCGUUCCAGUGAUGGUAGCAAGGAAACGGCUCCGCAAGCACAGCAAGUACAAGCGCAAGAAUUUGCGGCUAUCCAACGUCAUUUCACCGUCUAACAACGGCCGGCUCGUCAACGCUAAAAUUGACUAA
Paraphaeosphaeria sporulosa is the source of this 1923-nucleotide messenger RNA. RefSeq lists its product as uncharacterized. The coding region runs from base 1 to 1923 and encodes 640 amino acids. The record is from RefSeq and is a predicted model, not a curated record. The transcript has 4 exons. Lineage: Eukaryota; Fungi; Ascomycota; Dothideomycetes; Pleosporales; Didymosphaeriaceae.